UAUGUAUGAGUUAUUUUUUUAAAAUAUUUUUUUAAUUUUUGUUUUAUCUAAAACUUGCAUUUAACCGAAAUCUAAUUAGAGCUGGGAGAUCAUUAGAAAACUUCGAUAUUUACUUUUAAGUCGUUCAGUAUGCGCUCAUUAUUACUGUUGUAAAUGGACCGACUCUUUAUCAUACCAACCACUUCCAACUUACGUUGGCAAUGUUGGCAUUCGAGUGAGAUCUAAGAGUAAUUACAAUCUGUAGGCAUAAAAGGUCCCAGAAGCGUUUUACCCCUUAUAUCUAUUAUUUUAUGGUUUGAACGUGAUUUUUUGUUACUCUGAGUCAAGGAUCAAGGCUGUCAAACAUAUAUUGAAAAAAAUGUUUUGUAUUUUGUAUAAUGUAAUGGUGCAAGUUUAGAUUGUGAACCGUAAUUGAAGGUUUGGGACUGUUUGCAAAUACUAAAUAGUUCCUAUAUUAUAUUACAUGGUGUUUGAAUAUGUGAAAAACACGAAUUAAAUUUAAUAGGUGAUAACUUCUCAUGGACUUCAAUUCUACUUGCUAGAUUUUAUAGCUGAACUGAACUCGGUUUAUUGUUCCUCCUCGCUUUGCACUGAUCUUUUUUAUUAGAAACUAUGGAUAACGUAGAUGAGGUUAUAGAUUUAAAACCUAGGUUGAAGGAAUCGCGGAAAAAUGUCUAUGGAUGUGCCAUAUGUGGCUUUCAAACACUAUAUAGGUCAAAUCUUAGAAAGCACAACAUGGUUCACUUGGCGCCGGAAGAACGACAUUUACUGAAGAAAUCGCAGAAAAAGGUCAAGUGUUCCAUAUGUGACUAUCGAACACGAGAUAUGACAAACCUUAGACAACACGAGGCAGUUCACUUGGCACCUGAAGAACGGGAGUUGUUUGGUUGUACGCACUGUGAAAAAAAAUAUAUGUCAGAAAAGGGCCUAAAAGCGCAUCUUAAGGAUCAUAGUGAUUCCAGGUUGCCGAUGCCUGAACUGAAGGAAUCGCAGAAAAAGAUGAGAUGUUCCAACUGUGACUACCAUACAUCACGUAUAUCAGACCUUAGACGACACGAAGCAGUUCAUUUGGCACUGGAAGAACGACAAUUGUUUGGUUGUACGCACUGUGAAAAAAAAUAUACAACAAAACACGGCCUAAAAGAACAUCUUAGGGAUAUUCAUCUUGAGGAUAUUCAUAGUAAUUUCAAAUCGCAAAAAGUUGAGAAAAAAGACUAUAGAUGUGCCAUAUGUGGCUACCAAACGCUAGAGAGGUCAAAUUUUUACAGACACAAGAAAAUUCACUUGGCACCGAAAGAACGACAGCUGUUUUGUUGUACGCAUUGUGAUAAGAAAUAUGCAUCAAAAUGUAGCUUACAAUACCAUUUUGGGUAUGUUCAUACUGAUCCCAGGUCAGAGGAUGCGCAGAAAAAUAUCCAUAAAUGUUCGAAUUGUGACUACCAAACGAUAAUUAUGUCAAACUUUAAACAACACCAGAAAAUUCACUUGGCACCAGAAGAACGGCAGAUGUUUGCUUGUACACACUGUGACAAGAAAUAUAGAAAUAAAGAUAACUUAAAACAUCACAUUGAGAAGAAGCAUAAUGUUUCCAGGCCGAAUGGAGGGCAGAAGCAGGUCUAUAGCUGUACUAUAUGUGGCUACGAAACACCACGUCAGUUCAAUUUUAACACCCACAAGCAAAUUCACUUGGCACCGGAAGAACGACAGUUGUUUGCCUGUAGGCAGUGUGACAAGAAAUAUACGUCGAAUCAGACAUUACAACGUCACAUCAAGUGUAGUCAUGUUGAUUCAAGAAAUGCUGAUUGUAUAUCUCCAAAUAAUAAAGUGAUAUUAGAUUCUUUAAAAAUUGAAGUUAAUAAUGACGUUCCGCUUUUAGAAAACCAUAAAAAUGCUGCAUGUCUAUCUGUGACAUCUGUGCCUAGCAAAAUAAAAUCAGAAAUUUUUUUUAAAACAGAAAUUGAAGAUGACUCUCCGGUUUUGAAUAAUAACAUACAUGCUGACUUGGAGAAUACCGAUUGUCUAUCUGUGACUAAUGAAGUAAAAUCAGAGGAUUUUUUAAAAAUAAAAAUUGAUGAUGUUCCGUUUUUUAAUAAAGACAUGCCCGAUUACUUUAAAAAUAGCGAAGAUUUUUCUGUAUCUAAGAAAAUCAAGUUAGAAGAUUUCAUAAAAAUGGAACCUGAUGACGCUCCGCUUUUGGAUGAAGACCGCGCAUUUUAAUAUAUAAUAUUAAAACAUAAUUAUAUAUUAUUAUAUAAUUAUUAACUUAUUAAGAAUUUAACUGAUUUGUUUAAUUUUCGAUAAAAGAUUUACAAGUUA
This is a messenger RNA of Sitophilus oryzae (rice weevil), 2316 nucleotides long. Its product is annotated as gastrula zinc finger protein XlCGF26.1-like. The transcript has 11 exons. The record is from RefSeq and is a predicted model, not a curated record. Gene Ontology annotation, biological process: regulation of transcription by RNA polymerase II. Gene Ontology annotation, molecular function: DNA-binding transcription factor activity, RNA polymerase II-specific; RNA polymerase II transcription regulatory region sequence-specific DNA binding. Gene Ontology annotation, cellular component: nucleus. Bases 613 to 2217 code for a protein of 534 amino acids. NCBI's taxonomy places the organism in Eukaryota, Metazoa, Arthropoda, Insecta, Coleoptera, Curculionidae.